UCGAUGCUCCGGCCGUGGGCGCGAUGGAGAGCGGGUGCUGGUGGCCCGGCGGCGAGUUCGAGGACUCGGUGUUCGAAGAGAGGCGGGAGCGGCGGCUCGGACCGCCCGCGCCCUACCGCGCCAAGUGCUGCGAGCCGCAGUGGUUUUACGAAGAAACGGGGAGCAGUGAUGAUGUUGAAGCUCUAACUGUCCAGAAGUUCAGAGGGGACCUGGCCUACAGACGGCAAGAGUACCAGAAGGCACUGCAGGAGUAUUCCAGUAUCUCUGAAAAGUUGCCAUCCACGAAUUUUGCCAUGAAAAGGGAUGUCCAGGAAGGCCAGGCUCGGUGUCUGGUUCACCUGGGAAGGCACGUGGAAGCGCUGGAGAUUGCUGCGGACUUGGAAAAUAAAGCAACUAACACAGACCAUUUAACCACCGUGCUCUACCUCCAGUUUGCUAUUUGUUCAAGUUUGCAGAACUUGGAGAAAACAAUUUUCUGCCUACAGAAACUGAUUUCUUUGCAUCCUUUUAAUCCUUGGAACUGGGGCAAAUUGGCAGAGGCUUACCUGAAUCUGGGGCCAGCUCUUUCAGCUUCGUGUGCGUCAUCUCAGAAGCAGAACAGUUUUACCUCAAGUGAUAAAACUAUCAAAUCCUCCUUUCCACACUGGGGAAAACACCGUCUUUUGUGUUUCCCUGACACGUUGCCUGAGAACUCUUUGUUUCCCAUGGAAGCAAGCAGCUGUGAUAACCAGAAGAAGGAGAAAGCUCUUAAAAAUGUUCAAAUCUGUACGGCAGAAAAGAGAGAAGCAGUGUUGCUAGAGAAUCAGAUGAAAGCAUGUGCUUCUUUUAUACGAACCAGGCUCCUGCUGCAGCUCGCCCAGGCUCAGCAAGCCUCGUUUGCUUUGGAGAGGAACUUGAGGACUCAGCAGGAAAUUGAAGAUAAAGUGAAAGGGUUCAGCUUCAAAGAAGACGCUUUGCUGCUGAUAGCUGAGGUUAUGGGAGAAGAUAUUAUCCCAGAAAAACUAAAAGACGAGGUUUGCACCGAGGUGAAGUGCGUUGGCCCAGCAGCCCUGAGUGGCUUGGUGAUCGCAUCUUCGGAAGAAUUUGAAGACAAGUGGUUCAGGAAGAUAAGAGAGCACUUGCAUGCCUUUGAAAAUCAGUUCCAUACAGAGAUACACAUCUUGGCUUAGUGGGCUCUUUAAAAACAACACAAGACAUCUUGCACUGUAUUAAUUGUCCUUGUUUACUUCAGACAGAAUCCACUGCUAAUCAUGGAACAUAGUGAAUUAAAAGUGACUAUUUAUGUUUUAUAAAAAUGGCUUGUCUCCCAGAUUAUUUCUACUGUGUUCAGUUUCUUGAUUUUUUUGUUUUCUCUUAAGAUUUUUGUCAUUCGUUUAUCUUGUGCCUACUACCCCUUUAGAAGAUAUGUUGGGAAAGUGUAUAAAAGAGGCUUUUAGAUUCUGUAGUCUUUUAAAAACAGUUACUGUAUUGUAGGCAGCAAUGUAAGUAUCCGCGUUGUUUAGGUAGAUUCAUCAGGAAUGAGCAAGAAUGUCGAAAUGUAACAGUAAAGCAUUUCUAGGAAGGGUGUGUCAAGGUCUGAGAAGGCGCUGAGGUUUUACCCUGUCAGCACGGUAGCCUGCCCGUCCGUGGAUACUGCAGGGGCCUUCACUACUCAUGGCCCAGCAAGCCCGUUUCUCAUCCCACCAGCUACACCAUGAGCCUGUUUGUAUCACUUCUUCCUUCCAGGUCCCAAGCGGGUAACGCACACGGGUUCAAACCGCUGAGUCACACAUGCUGGUUGCCUCGUAGGAGAGGAAGCCUGAGCUCAGGGAACUCAGUCUUCUGUAGUGGGCGCUAAGUGUGUUCACCCUCAGCUCCAGAGGAGGACGCUGUCUCUUUUUGAAGGCUGUUUGCUAUGCAAACAUCAUCGGAAAGAUCGUCUGGAGUGAAGGGCAGCUAGCGCGUUGCUCACAAGAUGUACAAAAACACAAGAGACCCGUGGAGCACUGUCUCCCAGGGUGACUUUCCCAUCCUUUCAGCCACACAAGUUAUAAUCACAGUCUGUAACCGCAUCUUCAAAGACGAAGGGCCAUCACCUUACUUGAAUUAUCUGGGAUGGGAGAGCUCCCUUUGAGAGACGGAAGUCAAUAAUAAACCAAAAACUUCAUCCAGUGUUGCCCCACGCAGCUUUCUAUUUUUCUCAGCGCAAGGAGAAUUCCAGCCCCGGGCAAGAAGGCUCAGUCACCAGGAUUUCCCUUCUGCUCCGCCUGCUGGCUGCAACCUUCCCAGGCCAUCCCCACGCAGACAAAGGUCUGAUUUUGUUUGUAUUUUGACUCCUCUUUUAGUA
Equus quagga is the source of this 2326-nucleotide messenger RNA. It is a transcript of the gene C16H8orf76, whose product is annotated as chromosome 16 C8orf76 homolog. The transcript is spliced from 6 exons. Bases 24 to 1169 code for a protein of 381 amino acids. The record is from RefSeq and is a predicted model, not a curated record. NCBI's taxonomy places the organism in Eukaryota, Metazoa, Chordata, Mammalia, Perissodactyla, Equidae. Gene Ontology annotation, molecular function: protein binding.